AUGAAAGAACUCCUCGAGGUCGACGUCUGCAAGAGAGACAAGGUCUACGAGUCGGCCACCUCCGGGACCGAUACCGGCCUUCUGACUCAACGGGAAAUAACUUCCCACGUGCGUCCACUACUCACAGAGCGGCUGCUCCUUGUCUCAUCUCCUUCCGCACUUCUCCCUCUUCCUCCAAUUUUAUGCCCGCCUGCGAGAGUGAUAAUGAGUGCCGUCGAUGGAACAUUCAUGAGUAUCACUGCUGCUCUUGCUCUUGGGCCCGAAUCCAAGAGCUUUGAGGAGGUGCGCAUCGAAGAUUACAUUAAAGCAUACCAAACGACAUCGCGGCCUCCUCAACCAGUCCCUCAACAGCCCACUGAUGAGAUUGCACGAAAGGCGCUGAAUCUACCCCCUCUUUUCAAGCCUACCACGAUGUCCAUGGGCGGUGGUGGGGCGCCUGCGUCGACAAGUGCACCGAUCGUGUUCCAAAUUCCUGUGAAGAUUGUCAAUCCUGCUGAGCUUCCGCAAGGGCAGGAGUUCCGGGUAACACAGUUUGCAGGGGAGAAGCACCAUAACAUCGUGUCCAUGCCGCAGUAUGACGGGUUUAGUCCUGAGGAACUUCGCUUCUAUGCGUAUUCACGCGGAAACAUUACAUCCCCCGUCACAAUACUCAUGGACCCGUUCGUCCUUCCCGCCAAAGAAACCCCCAAGGCCCCAGUUGUUGCAACAACGACAGUGGAUGACGAGCAAUUGCAGCAUAUAUGCGCUAACACUGCGCAUAUGCGCCAUUCUCCAGAGGAGUUACGGGUAGCUUACUUCAUUCACGGGCGAGAGAUGACGUCCGCAGAGCUCAUGCCUGGGGCCACGGUUCCGUCUGCCCAACCCCCAGCUCCUAUCAUCCCAGCAGCGCCGCUCGCAGCGCUUCCUCAACCCAUCUAUGCCUCGAGCACCCCUAAGUUCACUUUUGGGUUGCGUUAA
Molecule: messenger RNA, 957 nt
Organism: Cyclocybe aegerita
Lineage: Eukaryota; Fungi; Basidiomycota; Agaricomycetes; Agaricales; Hemipholiotaceae
Source: the annotation of a GenBank genome assembly